Messenger RNA from Rotaria sp. Silwood1, 414 nucleotides. NCBI's taxonomy places the organism in Eukaryota, Metazoa, Rotifera, Eurotatoria, Philodinida, Philodinidae. The record is from the annotation of a GenBank genome assembly.
AUGGCUUUUUCUAACAAAGAAAUAUAUAAAAAACCUGAAAGACCAAAAACAAACUUAGAUGAAUGCCUACUUGAAUUUCAGCAAAAAGUACAUCAAAAAAAACCAACACCAAUCCCACCACCACCGCUACCAAAAGACUCUGUGCAUAAUCAACCAGAUCUUGAAUAUAAAAUACUGCAGGAAUUUCAACAUAUUCAUCGACUAAUUAAAGAAAAUGGACGACAAGGUGAUUUUUCCAUGGAAAUUACAUUUGGUGAAUUAAUUCCGAUCUUUGGAGCUGCUGAAGUCGAUAGAUUAGCUGAAAUCUUAGCAAAUGCACGUAGAAAUGGUUAUGUUAAUUACAAACUUAACGAUUUCUUACAACAAGAUCGGGAUGAAGAUGUUAUUAUUAAAUCGAUCAAAACACCAUUUUAA